This is a messenger RNA of Aplysia californica (California sea hare), 2171 nucleotides long. RefSeq names its product cholecystokinin receptor type A-like. Lineage: Eukaryota; Metazoa; Mollusca; Gastropoda; Aplysiida; Aplysiidae. The transcript has 2 exons. Gene Ontology annotation, biological process: G protein-coupled receptor signaling pathway. Gene Ontology annotation, cellular component: membrane. The record is from RefSeq and is a predicted model, not a curated record. The coding region runs from base 1 to 570 and encodes 189 amino acids. Gene Ontology annotation, molecular function: peptide binding; G protein-coupled receptor activity.
AUGCCGCUGAUGUUUGGAGUGAAGGGGGCUGGAGGUGGCCGGGUCAUUCGUAUGCUGAUCGUAGUGGUGGUCCUGUUUGCCGUGUGCUGGGGUCCUAUCCUCAUCAACAAUCUUCUGGUCUCUCUGCGUGUGCUGGAUUCGCUGCAUAUUGGCCACCUCAAGCCGUUACGUCAGGCCAUGUUCCUCCUUUCCUACCUCAACUCCUCCCUCAACCCGCUCGUCUACGGCUUCAUGUCUCGUCACUUCCGCCGUGGUUUCCGCGAGGCUAUUUGUGUGUGCUGCUCCACUCCGGGACGGGGGCGGGGUGAUGCCAGCUUCGGGAGAGGUCGGAGAGGCGGAAACACCCGAGGCUGCUACUUUGCCACCGGCGACGACUACCAAGCGUCUACGGUGAGGACGGGUACCAUUCGGCUGAGUCCGGUAACGGAGCAGGGCACGGUGAUUGACGAGGAGAGAUUGAGCGAGUCGCCGCUAGGCAGCGUUCGGUACAAGCCGGGCGGAGGGAGCAGGAAGAUCUGGGCCUGCAGAAACGACAAAGUUUCUCAAGUACUCGACAACAAAGAUGGCUGAGGGACAGCACAUUUACAUUUGUUUGUUGGUUUGUUUUUCUUCUUAGGAUAUUUCAAAUUAAAGAGAGACACAAUUAUAUGGGCAGACUCUUCUCCAAUAAAUAUCCUGUAAGUCUGAAAUGGAAAGAGACUAAUAGAGGGAUAAGGGGUGAAGCCCUGAGAGAAAGGUUUUUACCUAGCGAUGAAGCAUUUUUCAUAGACAAAACUCAAACUCACUAGGCUUAUGUAUACUAUUAUGCUCCAUGAGGCAAUACCACAUUGUGUGGAAACAAUGUUGUUGAAUUUUGUGAGCACGUCUCGGGGGUUAUGUUAGUGACGGCUCCGAAAGGUCGUACUCACGCUUACAACUAUACCCAGACAUAAAUGAAAAGAAAAGCAGAUAGUCAAAUUGUUUCGAGAAACGAGAACUAUCAUAACAUAUUUUUUUCUUCUUUGGAUUCAAUGGGCAAUCCGAGUCCGGAUUUCCAGAGGGAUAACAUGAUCUGGGAUUGGGAAAUAAGACAAAGAGAUAUGUAAAGCGCCGAUAUGACGUCACAUAGAAACCCGAUCUUUAAAAACUGUAGUCAAUAAUAUUUUUAUACAGUCAAAAAUAGCCAAAAACGGCUUCCUAUUCUCUGGGAGAAAAAAUAGUUGUCUUACACAAGAGAAUGUUUUGGACAAUGCCAUUAUGGUGAUGACCGUUAGAGCAAGUUCGAUUGCAUUUGAAUUCUCAGUUAUUUUGGGAAGGAAUGCGUUGCUGGCGCGCUGUGUUUGAUAGAAACAGCGUUGAUGACGAUUGGCCUUGAGGUCAAAUCCGAGAAGAGAUUGCAUGCAGGGAUAACAGUCCAGUCUCAGUCUCACCCCACUAAAACAUGCUCAGUGCGUCUGCCAGCGUCUGUGGUGUAGUGCUUGGGCACUUCGCCCUCGCACCCAGAAGACUCAGGUUUGACUCCCGUGUGGGAGAAUAUUUUAUCGAGUAUCUCGAUCUUUCUGCUGGGACAAUGUAUCUCUCUCAGCUCGGUUUGGAACCACCUGAUGUUAUAAUUUAUUGUGUCGAUACUUUGUUUAGAAAAAAAUCAGUGUGUCUCAGAAGCUGUCUAAAAGAAAAUUUCAAACACACAAUGUUUCUCCGACCGCACAUCAGGUCAUUACAUCAGCUCGCUUCGUAAACCAAUGUUGCAUAUUACUCUUAAACGUAUGUGGUUUGUUGUUUGUUUGUUUUAUAAAGAUCAGUGAAGGGAGAUGGUAGCGACUUUACUAUAUAGUUAGGGACAACAUCUAAAACGAUAGCGCUGACGUUAAAAAGGUUAGUUUAAAAAUCCAACAUCCAGAUAAAGCAGGUGUUACUGACUAACAUUAGAUUGUUGAGAAUGCAACAUACUUUAAUAAGUAGCUCAUAGAAGCCUUGUCAUAUUAAUUGUGCAAACGCUUUUGUAAACAUUGUAUUAGAAACAUUUGGAAUUAUGGGCAGCUACGUCAAAAUUCCACCUGGCGUCAUGGCUUAUAACUACCCCCCCCCCCCCUCCUCCCCAUCCCCCAGUCGGAGGCACCGAUUUUAAGUGACUUGAGAUCAUGUAUGCUUGAUCACAUCUUUUCAACGAAUUAAAAUCAUCCUUCAUUCUA